UGUUUCAUAGAUCAUGACCUUUGAACUAAAAUGGCGUCCGAGACAAACACGAAAACUGCCCGGAAAAGUUCGGACCACUCAAACGGCGUACUUUGGGCUCUAAACGAGCAGAGAAUCCAGGAGAAGUUUUGUGAUGUAGUUCUUGAAGUAGAGGGGCGAAAGAUUCUGGCCCACCGUAACGUGUUGGCGGCCUGUAGUCCCUACUUCGAUGCCAUGUUCGGUGGUAACAUGGCCGAAAGCCGCAGCAGUCAGGUGACACUGACUGAGGUUAGUCCUGGUGCUGUGAGUAAAGUCAUUGAGUACAUGUACACUGGGCAAGUACACGUGGACUCCGAACACAUAGACGAAGUGCUGCAUGCGUCAGACUUAUUUCUCAUGACAGAAGUAAAACUGGAAUGCCAGAAUGUCCUCCAAGAUAUGCUCGACUCCAAUGACGCCGUCCAGUGCCUUCGAAUCCGAAAUCUAGCAAAGCUUUACAACAUGAGAACACUGGAAGAAAAGGCCAUGACUUUCGUACACCAAAACUUUAGUGAGAUUGCAAAGAGAGAGGACAUACUACAAACGUCCAUUGAAGACAUGCGCGCUCUCUUGUUCGACGACCACAUCCAAAUCGAGAGCGAAGAAUCUGUCUUUGAACUUGUCCUGCAAUGGAUUCGGUACGACGAAGGUAACCGAAAACACUACCUCACCGAAUUGCUGAAUUUUGUUCGAUACGGGGAUAUCAACAAAGACUUCUUGUCGAAAGUAAGAAUGGAGGACUUGAUUCGCGACAGCGAAGAAUGCCAACUAAUCAUCGACAACGUCAUGUCGAAGUUUCGAACUGAGCUAGAGGCGACCCCUGGUAUGAAGACAAGAGGAGGGAGGCUGAAAGAAGUACUAAUGAUGGCAGGUGGUUACCUUAACGCGUCUAAUGAACAAAGGUACCCGAUACAGUACGCUCAGGCAUAUGUGAUAGAAGAAGGAAAGUGGAUGGGACUUCCACGGCUACCCUCAGCCCAAGGGGCCUAUGGCACAACUGAACUUCACAGAAAAGCUUAUUCUGUAGGAGGACUCUUCGCUAGACCUGUAGGAACAAGAACAACUGCUAUAGUCAGUAGUGUUAAAGCGUAUUGUUAUGACUCGUUGUCAAACGCGUGGACACAGGUUGCGGAUAUGAACGCGCCUAGGGCGUAUCCGGGUGUGGCAGCUUGUGGGGGGCAUUUGUACGCCAUCGGGGGGCUGAGUUCCGGGGGACUUCAUCGUAACAACACGGUAGAGAGGUACAGUCCUAAAGAUGACCAAUGGCAGCACGUCGCAUCCAUGAACAUCGCUCGCUUCAAUGUUGCAACCGUUGUCAAGGACGACCGGUACAUCUACUGCAUCAGUGGGAAAGAAUCCAUGGUCACCACCAGCCAGGCCGUGGAAGUAUACGACACCGAGACAAACCGAUGGCGAUUCCUCCCUCCUGCACCAAUCACCUUCGAGGAAGUACCCUUAGUGGAAGUCCACCCUGGCGACGGCAUGAUCCACUUGUACAGCAUUGGCCAACCGGAGUGCAUCUUUGACCCAGAGAGCGAAUCAUGGACCGAAGUAUCGGACCACACCAUACCACAUCUUCCUGACGGCUCUGUGAGAAGAAAAGCGGCAUUACAUGUUGAAAAUGGAGUAAUUCACAUAUGGGGUGGCCACGACGGAAACAAGGGCAAUAGGAUCUGUUCUAGUGGGUUUGUGUACAGAGAUAGAAUAUGGACAGCUAUGAAUACUGGUGGGAUGACUACCAUGUCAGCUGCCUUCUGUAAACUCAGGUUACCAGUAGAAUUCCUGAGAGGACUACACAGUAAACAGUAACAGAUACUGAUGAAGUCAGUGACUUACAAAUUGAUGCAUGUUCUCAGAAGACGUACAUUUGUUUUUGUACAAAUUCCUUUGCAAUAAAGAAAGGAUGCCAACAUUUGUAAUAUUGAAGAUCAUAUAUAUUAUUAAAUUUGAUAAGUUAGUGUACCUUCUACUACAUAACAUUACUUCCACUCUCUAAUCUUUCUUCCCCUCUAUAUACUAGUAGAUAGCUAAAUACAAUGCAUCCUCCUACACACUGUCCCCAACGGCGCUGGCCGAUUAGCUAGGAGGAUGCGUAGGAGGAUGAAUACAAUGUUAUUACUUAUAUAACAGAAAUAUAGGUACACACAUUUGACAUACUAAGGUAUUAAAUUUUUGUCUCCUUA
Molecule: messenger RNA, 2201 nt
Organism: Branchiostoma floridae (Florida lancelet)
Lineage: Eukaryota; Metazoa; Chordata; Leptocardii; Amphioxiformes; Branchiostomatidae
Product: kelch-like protein 12
Exons: 3
Coding region: 31-1827 (598 amino acids)
Molecular function (GO): protein binding
Source: RefSeq, a predicted model, not a curated record